UACUUACGCGAAGAAUCCGACAAAACUGGCGCGACUGGCCUCAUUAGCGGCGGCUUCUUGGACGAAUUAUGCGCUCUUGUCAGAAAUCCCAGCAAAGCAAAAUUCAUUGAACAGAGUUUCCCCAAAGAGUUCGAGUUGUCCCAGGGUCCCUCGGAAAUGCCGCCCUACUUGAAACCGAAACUUCUCCCAGAGUUCGCCAACUGCGAUCAUCUGCCGGCAGCAGAGGCAAUAGUCCGUGGUCUCUCGCAGAGCGAUCAAAUUGGAGCCGUGAUUCACACAUUUGGUGCAAAGAUCAUUGUUUGGGAGAUGAAAAGUCAGCCAUUCACAUGGGGAAAGCUCAUUUUACGCCGUUACAACGAUAUGGAGGGCGUCGAAGAACUCACACGAGGCCCGAGCGAAGCCAACCCAGAACCAACAGGGCAUGACCACAUACUCCCUAACCGGGCUGCGCAUCGGAACGUUGAUUCGUAUUCAUCGAAGGCUCGAACAGCUAUUAUUUGCCCUCUUACUAUGUAUAGUCCAUCUAGGUUCCCUGUAUUUACUACCUCGAUACAAAUCCCCCAACUGUGGAACGUUAUACUUCAGCUCGGUCAAGCCUUUACGAUCAACGGAAAUGCAAGCAAUUGGAACAAGAUCUAUACCCAAGAAAUUUCUCUCUUGUACGUGUUGCUCCCGGAAGCGGCCGUUGACGGGUAA
Messenger RNA from Penicillium coprophilum, 696 nucleotides. Its product is annotated as nucleoside-diphosphate-sugar epimerase. Lineage: Eukaryota; Fungi; Ascomycota; Eurotiomycetes; Eurotiales; Aspergillaceae. The record is from RefSeq and is a predicted model, not a curated record. The transcript has 3 exons. The annotation marks the transcript as partial.